AUGGUGACUGUUCGUAUACAAGCCAAAGACGGUAAUAUUGUGAGGAUUGAAACGAAUCUCUUGAACUUGAUUCCCACUCUUCACAGAAAAAUUAGCGGCGAAUCUGAUGAACAGGAUGGUAAACUUUAUGUGGAAAUAAACUCAGAAGUCCUUCAAGAAAUCAUUGCGUGGUGUGAAUACCACAAUAGAUGCCCAACUGAGAAGGACAACAAGAGAGAAGGCAAUAGGUCUUCAUGGGAACUCUGUGAAUGGGACAGAGGAUUUUUCUUGGAAAAUCGUCAAAAAUUUGACGAACUUGUGGAUGCGGCUAUCGUGCUCGAUAUGGAACAUCUUUGUGAUGCUUGCUCAAUCUACGUCACAGAGAGAUUUAGAGAAUUCACUGAGUAUGGACAAUUACUGGGAUACCAACACAGUUUUUAA
This is a messenger RNA of Rodentolepis nana, 420 nucleotides long. The record is from the annotation of a GenBank genome assembly. Lineage: Eukaryota; Metazoa; Platyhelminthes; Cestoda; Cyclophyllidea; Hymenolepididae.